Strongylus vulgaris is the source of this 237-nucleotide messenger RNA. The record is from the annotation of a GenBank genome assembly. NCBI's taxonomy places the organism in Eukaryota, Metazoa, Nematoda, Chromadorea, Rhabditida, Strongylidae.
AUGUGGGUACCAACUAGCGACUUAAUCAGCCACAGUAGGGCUCUGGUAUGGCCUACUCUUAACUGGGCUGGGGAGCCGGAAACGUCGAACUCCUUCUUGGGAGACGAAGAAAAGAAGUUGGAGGAUAAACCUCAGCUGUACUUUGCAGUUCGACACCUAGAGUCAUCCCUGCGCCACGAUGAUGUAGACAGACCUCGGCGGCGUUUCCCGGAGAGCAUUCUAGAAUUCUUUUUGUGA